UUCUGUGGGUUCCUGCCCUCCCUUUUUAUCUCCGUUUGUCGCCUGAGCUGCUGUGUUGCCAGGAGUGGCCGGGCCUCGCAUCAUGACAUCCGCUCUGGAGAAUUACAUCAACCGAACUGUUGCUGUUAUUACUUCUGACGGGAGAAUGAUUGUGGGAACACUGAAAGGUUUUGACCAGACCAUUAAUUUGAUUUUGGAUGAAAGCCAUGAACGCGUGUUCAGCUCUUCACAGGGAGUAGAACAAGUGGUACUAGGGUUAUACAUCGUAAGAGGUGACAAUGUUGCAGUCAUUGGGGAAAUUGAUGAAGAAACAGAUUCUGCACUUGAUUUGGGGAACAUUCGAGCAGAACCUCUAAACUCAGUAGCACACUGAGGAAGAAUUACAUACAUUGAACAUCUGUAAAUCUUUGUACAGAAACUGAUUAUUCUGAGGAUGAUGUGUGGAAUUUUUAUGAACGUGUAAUUGUGCAAUUUUGACUCCAUAUUCAUUGUAAUAUGUAAAUUAAAAUAUUUUUACAUUUUCUUGAAUAAACAUUUUUUUGCCUAUA
Molecule: messenger RNA, 548 nt
Organism: Hipposideros armiger (great roundleaf bat)
Lineage: Eukaryota; Metazoa; Chordata; Mammalia; Chiroptera; Hipposideridae
Gene: LSM8
Product: LSM8 homolog, U6 small nuclear RNA associated
Exons: 4
Coding region: 83-373 (96 amino acids)
Biological process (GO): mRNA splicing, via spliceosome
Cellular component (GO): precatalytic spliceosome; U6 snRNP; U4/U6 x U5 tri-snRNP complex
Molecular function (GO): mRNA binding
Source: RefSeq, a predicted model, not a curated record